Messenger RNA from Penicilliopsis zonata CBS 506.65, 2472 nucleotides. RefSeq lists its product as hypothetical. The coding region runs from base 387 to 2222 and encodes 611 amino acids. NCBI's taxonomy places the organism in Eukaryota, Fungi, Ascomycota, Eurotiomycetes, Eurotiales, Aspergillaceae. The transcript has 7 exons. The record is from RefSeq and is a predicted model, not a curated record.
CCGCCCUUACGGGAUGAUAAAAUAUCAGCCAAGGAGUCAGAUCUAUGCCAUUAUAGACAGUCUCCAAUCCCUACAAGCUUGAAAGCUUUCAAAUAACAUCAGGAAUUGUUAAAUUUGACUCAUCCACAGUCCUUCUUUCACCAGUGAAUUUCUAAACAGCCAAUUCAUGCCUGAACCGGCAGCCCUACGUCACUGCCAGCUCCUUUAGUGAUUAAACUGACUGUAAAUAUCAGCCAUCAUGUGCGCAGUUCUUUCUCUCAUUUCUUGACGCGUUAUCCUUCGCGACGCGUUGUAUCGUCUUUCUCUCUUUUUCUUUUUUUUUUCUCGCUCUCUCCCUCCUUCUUAUGCUUCCUUAACUAGCCAAAUAGUUGUCCUGCAUCUUCAAGAUGUGCGAGAACUGCUCUGCUCGAAGGCUUCAAGACACCAUGGGCACUCCCAUGGGUGCUCAUCAAAGGGCUCUCCGCAUCGUGGUUAUUGGCGCCGGUAUUUCGGGCAUUUUGGCAUCUAUUCGCUUCAGACAGCGAGUCCCCAAUGUGAGCGUUUGUGUGUACGAGAAGAACUCAGGGGUCGGUGGUACUUGGUUCAAGAACAAGUAUCCUGGCUGUAUGUCUGACCAUCCGUCCCACUCCUACCAGGCCAGCUUCGAGCCGAACCUGGAGUGGAGCCAUUUCUAUGCCUCUGCCGAUGAGAUCAAGAAGUACUGGGAGAAGGUUUUCUUCAAAUAUGGCUGUGAUGGAUCCUGCAGACUGGAGACCAAAGUCAUCUCGGCGAUCUGGAAUGAGGAGAAGGGACAGUGGCUACUGAAAGUUGCGGACCUCAAGAAAAACUCUCUGUUUGACGACGAGUGCCACCUCUUGAUUUCGGCCACUGGAAUGCUUGACGAUGCCAAAUGGCCUACCUUCCCUGGUCUGGGUGACUUCAAGGGGAAGGUGAUGCAUACUGCUGAAUGGGAUAAGUCGUACAGCUACCAGGGCAAGAAGGUGGCAGUGAUUGGAAAUGGCUCUAGUGGCUUGCAGAUUAUUCCUGCCCUCCUCCCCCAGGUCACUCACAUCGAUCAUUACAUCAAAGAUCCAGCUUGGGUUACCCCUACUCUGUAUAGAGAGACAAUUGAUAAUAGGGGCCCUCACCUGCAGAACUACAUCUUUGAUUCGGCGGACAUGCGCAGUUUUAAGCACAACCAGGGUUACUACGAGAGGUUCCGCAAUGGAAUCGAGCACGAAGUGCAAUCUAUGCACGCCUACACCGUCAACGGCACCACAGAGCAUAGAACUGCCCCUAUGACUUUCAUGGAGCACAUGGAGCGUGGCCUCCAGUAUAAGCCCGAGUUGCUCGCCAAGUUGAUUCCUGUAUUCCCUCCUCUGACUCGUCCGCUUACUCCUGCUCCGGGAUACCUGGAGGCUAUGACCAAAGACAAGGUGAAGGUGAUCACCAAGCCAAUCAAGAAGGUGGUCGAAAAAGGAAUCGUGACCGACGAUAAUGUGAUCCACGAGGUAGACCUUGUGGUCUGCGCCACUGGAUUUGAUACCUCGUUCAUUCCGAACAUCUAUAUGGUCGGCCGCAACAAUCAGACUCUUCGGGACAAAUGGCGGAAGUACCCAGAGACCUAUCUCGGCAUUAUGACUGACGGAUUCCCCAACUACUUCAUCGCUUUCGGACCCAACACUGGCCUCGCCACAGGCAACCAGCUUCUCUUGCUCGAACGGCAGAUCGACUACUUCACCUCUGCCGCGUUGAAGAUGCAGCGUGAUGAUAUCCGUGCCAUGGCCCCUCGUGCGGACAAGGUGCAGUCCUUCGUUACCCACUGCGAGCAGUAUUUCAAGGGCACUAUUUUCAAGGAGCGCUGCUCGAGUUGGUACAAAGCCCACACUGAGAAUGGACCUGUCAUCGGUCUCUGGCCCGGUUCCGGCUUGCACGCCGUCGAGGCUCUGAAGAACCCCCGCUGGGAAGACUUCAGCUACGAAUACAUCGACCCAGACAGCAUGAGCUGGCUUGGUAACGGCUGGACUCUCAACGAAACAAGAAAUGACAUCUCAAUUGACUAUCUCAGCCGGGACCAAAUCGACUACCCUAAUAAAUUGAAGGUUUUUCUUCCCCAGAACAGUGCUGAUUCCGAUUACGACGAGCAGAGAUCCGGGUGGCGUCCUCGCUACCAGAGUGACGACCCUCGUUGGGACGCGAUGAGUGCUGUUUAUGAGGGUCAAACCAGUAGCUUUGAAGAUUAAAGGGUACUUGCUGCUCGACACUCUGUCAGACUUCCAAGAGGAAGGCCACUGUCCACAAUUUGUGUAUUAAGCUUCAUUUCUAGUAUCUGAUCUGAUUCGCCAUAGCCUACUAGCUAGGUAGCCAUUCAAUCAAAUAAAGUUAUGUUAUCUGCAUUUCUGGACACUGUAUGUAGUGGUAAAUCGUAACUAUGCAGCCAAUUACCAACCUCUAUUCAACAGUCUAAACUUGAAACAGAGGAUAUUCCAUUAU